GUUCAGUCUUCUUUGAUUUUCUUGAAAUAUAACUCUUUUGGGCUAUGGAAGAUGAAGAGGGCUACAUGGCAUUAAGCCCCCGGCUCUGUAGUGGAACAUCUAUCCAUUAUGCACAAGCCAAGAGGAGCCAAGAUGUUUCCAAGAGGCUCAUUCACUACAGAAUCUCACUAGGAGUAUUAGGGGCAAUCUGUGCCCUUUUAGGAUCAGCUGUGAUUGUGGUGGUCAUGUUUGGUUUUCAAAGUGGCUGUCAUGAAGGUGAGGCUGAAGCCAUAAACACAAUUGAAGAUGAAGGUGGAACAAUGAAAGGCUUGAAAAGAAUAGAAAUCAGCCCAUCUUCUUCUGAGAUUGUCAUUCACCUGUGUGAACCAUUUACAGAGAAUGCAACAUGUAAGCUUUGUCCAGCCAACUGGAGAGAAGAAAAAGGAACCUGCUACUGGUUUUCAAAGGAGAAAAGGGAUUGGUCUGAGGGCUACAGUGACUGUUCCAUGAAGAGAGCCCAAAUGCUUGUGAUCAAAGACACAGAAGAAAUGAAGUUCAUCUAUGACAGUGUUCAAGAGAAAUAUCCCGUUUGGCUUGGACUUAAUUUUACACCCUCAGUGAAAUCCUGGACUUGGGUAGAUGGAACAACAUUAAAUCAAACCCUGAUCCAGCUACUUCCUGCAGAAGGUGGGGCCAGCUGUGGAGUCAUUAAGAGCAAACCUCGCUCUGAAAUGUGCACUGCUGAAUUUAGGUGGAUUUGUGAAAAAGAAGCCAUUUUGCUCUGACAUGCGACCAGCUUUAAUGUGCUAAUAAAGCACCUUGCCUUUC
This is a messenger RNA of Sceloporus undulatus (fence lizard), 807 nucleotides long. Its product is annotated as killer cell lectin-like receptor subfamily F member 1. Bases 45 to 764 code for a protein of 239 amino acids. The record is from RefSeq and is a predicted model, not a curated record. The transcript has 6 exons. Lineage: Eukaryota; Metazoa; Chordata; Lepidosauria; Squamata; Phrynosomatidae.